Molecule: messenger RNA, 1761 nt
Organism: Penicillium taxi
Lineage: Eukaryota; Fungi; Ascomycota; Eurotiomycetes; Eurotiales; Aspergillaceae
Product: putative choline sulfatase
Exons: 2
Coding region: 1-1761 (586 amino acids)
Molecular function (GO): sulfuric ester hydrolase activity
Source: RefSeq, a predicted model, not a curated record
AUGGCUGAGAAGAAGCCCAACAUCCUCUACAUCAUGGCUGACCAGAUGGCGGCUCCCUUGUUGUCUCUGCAUGAUAAGGAUUCCCCAAUUAAGACACCCAACAUUGACAAUCUAGCACGUGAGGGCGUGGUCUUUGACUCGGCAUACUGCAACGCACCGCUGUGUGCCCCUUCGCGAUUUGUUAUGGUUAGUGGCCAGCUGCCGUCUAAGAUUGGCGCAUACGAUAAUGCUUCCGAUCUUCCCGCCGAUACCCCGACUUAUGCACACUAUUUGCGCAAUGAGGGUUACCACACUGCCUUAGCGGGUAAAAUGCAUUUCUGCGGCCCGGACCAGCUUCAUGGUUAUGAACAGCGUCUGACCAGUGAUAUUUACCCUGGAGAUUACGGCUGGUCCGUCAAUUGGGAUGAACCUGAGGUUCGCCUUGACUAUUACCACAAUAUGUCUUCGGUCAUGGAUGCAGGCCCCGUGGUACGAACCAACCAGCUGGACUUCGACGAGGAGGUUAUCUACCGCUCGGAACAGUACCUCUACGACCACGUGCGCCAUCGCGGAGACCAGCCUUUCUGCCUGACCGUCUCGAUGACCCACCCCCACGAUCCCUACGCGAUGACCAAGGAAUUCUGGGAUAUGUAUGAAGACGUCGACAUUCCGCUCCCCAAGAAUGGAAAGAUCCCUCAGGACCAGCUGGACCCUCAUUCCCAGCGCAUUCUCAAGUGCAUUGACCUGUGGGGCAAGGAGAUGCCCGAUGAUCGCAUUCGCGCCGCUCGUCGCUCCUACUUUGCUGCUUGCACAUACGUGGAUACCAACAUUGGCAAGCUUUUACGCGUGCUCAAGAACACCGGCUUGGAUGAGAACACGAUCAUUGUCUUCACUGGUGAUCAUGGCGACAUGCUCGGUGAGCGCGGAUUGUGGUACAAGAUGAGCUGGUACGAGAACUCCGCUCGUGUGCCUUUCCUUUUCCACUACCCCAAGAAGUUUGCCGCGAAGCGCGUGUCGGAAAACGUGUCAACCAUGGACCUUCUUCCCACUUUUGCCGGUCUGGCUGGUGCGCCCAUUGUCAAGGAACUGCCUCUCGACGGUGUUUCCCUCGUGCCGUAUUUGACUGGUGAGGACGGUCUCCGCACUGAUACAGUUUACGGCGAGUAUAUGGGAGAGGGCACUCAGGACCCUCUGGUGAUGAUUCGUCGUGGUCGCUGGAAGUUCAUCUACUCGGCCAUUGAUCCGCCCAUGCUGUACGAUCUGACCACCGACCCAGAGGAGCUGAACAACUUGGUUGCCGGCCUUCCCAUUCCCUCUACACAGUCCGGUGAUAACCUGAAUGUAUCCGGCCUCCCGACCCCCGGCGAGACCCCCCGCGCUUCACCCGUCCCCAGACGCGCAGCCGAAAGAUCUGCCGCAUACCCUUUCCCCUCGCCCACUCCCCCGCGCAGCCCAAGCCCUUCCAAAUACGGUUCUGCUCUCCCCGAGACAACCGAACCGGCCAAACUACUGGCCUUCUUCCUAGAAGAAACCCACUCGCGCUGGAACCUGGAGGCGAUCCGUCAAGAUGUUCUCCGCUCUCAACGCCGCCGUCGCCUUGUGUACUCCGCUUUGAUCAAGGGAACACCCACAAUGUGGGACCACGAGCCCCGCGUAGACCCAAGCAAGCAGUACGUGCGCAACCAAGGCCGCGGAGUCCUCGACGACAUCGAGUUCAUUUCACGCUGGCCCCGUGUCCUGUCCGCCGCAGCACACGCACAAGGCAUUUCCACAUCCACAUAA